Messenger RNA from Penicillium nucicola, 1932 nucleotides. RefSeq lists its product as uncharacterized. The record is from RefSeq and is a predicted model, not a curated record. Bases 1 to 1932 code for a protein of 643 amino acids. The transcript has 2 exons. Lineage: Eukaryota; Fungi; Ascomycota; Eurotiomycetes; Eurotiales; Aspergillaceae.
AUGGCGAGAGGCACGACGACCGUCACGUCUCGCACCCAACCCACCGAAAACAUAUCAUUUCCCGUUUUGACUUAUAGCGACGCCCUGCCCCGGAACGAUCUUCGGGAUCUUGAUGAGCAAGCUCGAAAACGUCUAACCCAGGCUGGGAUUGUUGGACAAUGGGACUUCCGACAGCCCUCCCCAGUAGAGGGGUGGUUUAGAAGACCACCACCAGGCCCUGGUGCAAAUUUCGACUUUCAAGUGACAUCGCCCCCGAAUGAAGCCUUUCCAUCAACAAACGAAGCGCCCGAGCAGUAUAUGAUAGGAGUUGCCCUGGGAAGCCCAGGCAUGAUCAACAAAGAUGAACCCUUGCCACCGCCUCGGUUUGAUACAGCAAUUUUUGAACCAGGUCGAAUGACACAAAGCCCCCAAGACUACAAGCCGAGCAAGUGGAAGAAGAUUGGAGGCUUGUUCAAAGCAAAGAAUGCCCUAUUGCCACCGAACCGGCUCCAUGGAGACAUGAUUAACCAUCCGGAGAGGUCAAUCAACUCCAAGCAAAGAAACGAUUCUUUGGAAGAGUGGCCGGCUUUUGAAAUUGAUUCUAAAGCACUUAUGGGCGGAAUCAACCAAAGCCCUCCACGCUCACGUUCUCGGAAGUUCUCUCUAAGUGGGAGAAAGGCGCCCCCAGAGGAACUACCAGCUCAAAAGCCCCUGCUCAGUGUCGACAUCCCGGAUAUCCAAAUGGAGCGCUAUAGUGUUAUGUUCAGCAACGUUGUCAACAAGAACGAGAGACCCUCACUGCUGGCCAGAAGGGCAAAGACAUUGGAUAACCUUCGUGUCCCGGACGCAAAUGGAUUUCUGAAAGCGCCUGCGCCGCCACCAAUGCCGCAACGUCGAGCAACAUCACCUGCGCGAUCUAGCUUCACAUUGUUCCCAAGCUCUCAGCCGUCCAAGGCGGCCCAACUAGUCGGCACACAUAACUUCUCUCGCGGUCCAAGCCCUCUAAUGAGGUCUAAUACCCUGCCUGUCGAUAGCCCAUCUAAGGCCUCAGCAGACCACUCUCGUAACAGUUCCAACGUCAACAGUACCUCUUCAUUCGAAUCACCAGUCAUUCCAAGACUCUUUACUGAGCGAUCGAGCUCUAACACCCCUCGGUCAUCUAGCAGUCUCGACAAACCUCUCCCUGCAAUCCGACCAGAGGCACGGGCUUCACCCCAGCAGAGGAUUGUUCAGCCACCAAAGAAUAUCAUAUCGCCACAGAAGUCUCGAUCAAACUCGUUCGCCCAACAGCAAAAGAUUGCUCAUCCUGUUCACCAACAGCAGGAUCAACAACCACGGAAGAUUAGCCACCCACCAAGAAAGGAUUCUCAACCACGGACAGCUCCAAAGCCACCCCAGACAGCCUUAUCACAGAAGCCAAGCAGCCAUCACCGUGUCGACCACGGAACAAACAACCACAAACAAGAUCACCCGGUCCGACCACGUCUCACGGUCCAAACCGAAACCCGACCACAACUACCAGCCAAAGACAAGACCACAAGUAGCACAUCUCUAAGUCCACAUUCGACACUGAAGGCCACUCAGCAAAAGAUUGACCGAAUCAUGUCGCCAGCCUCGGCGUCUUCGGCCCCGAAAUCUGGUAUUUCACCGGCUGAUUCCACUCGCCUGCCCUUCGCUGAUGCUGAUGGUGCCAUCAAAAUCAACGAACACGAAGAACCCGAGUUACAGCAAGAACCGCCUCGUGCUAUCCCACGAGUUGAAGUCUCCACUGCUCGCUCAAUCUCUGUCUCCAGGGGCAAGCGGCAGAUGAUUGUUCCUAUUGGGGCUAAGGCCGAACAUUUCGAUCCUGAUGAGCGAUUUGUACAGAGGAGAGCUUUGACGCCGCAGAUUAUGGAUGCUCAUCGGGGCCAUCGACCUGGUGUGUCUCAGGAGUUGCGAAUUGAGUCGUUUUGA